UCCAUAUUCCUUUUGGCGCGGUUGAUGCGGUGAGCGCUGGUUGCUGCGAGUUUUGGACCCGGCUGCAGUCGGUAGUGCCCCAACCGUCCCCCGCCUGCGCGGUCGGGGUUCCCCGCCUCCACUGAAGGACGGGACCAUGGAAGACAAACCAGUGGUAGUAUCCAAACAGAAGACAGAAGUGGUAUGUGGCGUGCCCACCCAGGUGAUCUGCACGGCCUUCAGCAGCCACAUCCUGGUUGUGGUGACCCAGUUCGGGAAGAUGGGUACACUAGUCUCCUUGGAGCCCAGCAAUGUGGCCAAUGACAUCAGCAAGCCAGUGCUGACCACAAAGGUCCUCCUCGGGCAGGACGAGCCUCUCAUCCAUGUCUUUGCGAAGAACCUGGUAGCGUUUGUAUCUCAAGAAGCAGGAAACAGAGCCGUCCUCCUGGCCCUGGCUGUGAAAGACAAGAGCAUGGAGGGCCUGAAGGCCUUGAAGGAGGUGAUCCGGAUGUGCCAGGUGUGGUGACCUGCAGUCAGCAGGACAUGACGGUCGGACAUGACAGGUGGACGCUCGGCGGGGUUUGUGAGACCCAUCUUUCCAGCGCCAGGACAGUCAGGUGGAGGCGCAUUCUCUGGCUUUAGCCCUUGAAGCCGGAAACAGCAUUCAGAUCUCAGGGGACUCUCCCCGUGUGGCCGCUGUCUUCCACCUGCAGCCCUGGAAACGAGUCUGGGCCGCAGCAGAGGCACCUGCGGCGUGGAAAUCCGCAGCCGGUUCUGGGGACUGGCGGCCGUCAGUGUGUGUGCAGCAGCACUUGUGAGGAGACUUUUUCAUUAAAAGUAAACCUAAACUGCC
Peromyscus californicus insignis is the source of this 832-nucleotide messenger RNA. It is a transcript of the gene Psmg3, whose product is annotated as proteasome assembly chaperone 3. The coding region runs from base 137 to 505 and encodes 122 amino acids. The record is from RefSeq and is a predicted model, not a curated record. NCBI's taxonomy places the organism in Eukaryota, Metazoa, Chordata, Mammalia, Rodentia, Cricetidae. The transcript is spliced from 3 exons. Gene Ontology annotation, biological process: proteasome assembly.